AUGGUAGAUAAACAGUUACUACUACAUAUGAAAUAUUGUCCCACAGACACAGUAUGGGACGAACAUGGCCUUCUGUGUUAUAUAGUGUUACUAGACUACACAAAUGGUGUCACUUAUGGUGAAGCCAAAGACAGGUGCAGUAAAAUCAAUGGAACAGUGAUUAUGCCAAAGACAAAGGAAGAAGAAGAAUGGAUUACAAGUAAAGUGAUCUUUGGAAGAUAUAGCUGGGUUGGACUUACCGAUUAUGACGUAGACGAUGUCUUCACUUGGGAAGAUGGUACUAAUGAUUUUUUAUCAACACUCUAUUGGUAUCCAGCUCAACCCAAUGGACGAGAUAACGCAUGUGUAUGUGCAGUUAUGAUUAAUGGUGAAUUGAAUGACGUUGACUGUAGAACACCUAAUAAGGUCGUAUGUCAGGUAGAUGCCAAAACUAGAUUACCAACGACAGUGUACGACCAAUCAACAAACCGUUCCAAUUUCCAAACAACAACCCUUCCUGCAGAAACCACUAGAAUACCGGCGACAUUCUACAACCAAACAACAAACUAUAUGUAUGAUAAUUUAGAAACCACGAUCCUUCCUACAAAAACCACUGGAAUACCGGCCACAUUCUACAACCAAAAAACAAUGCAUGUCGAUUUAGAAACCACCGCUAUUGUUACAGACACCACUGGCAUACCGGCGACAGUCUACAACCAAACAACAAAGCAUGUCGAUUUAGAAACCACAACCCUUCGUGCAGAAACCACUAGCAUACCGCCGACAUUUUACAACCACACAACAAAGCAUGUCGAUUUAGAAUCAACAAAGCAUUCCAAUUUAGAAACAACAACCGUUCCUGUUACAAAUAUGUCGCUAACCUUAACAUCACUUGAGUGUGAAGAUUUUUGGAUGAAUCAGUGUAAAUGUAAUUGUCAAGAACUGCCAGCUAUCCCAGAAAUACAUAACGACAUCAUCACAUACAGAUUGGAUAAGACAACGUUAUCGUCGUAUAUUAGGAAAAGGAGCAGUGCUUCAGACCCAAGAAAGUCAUCAUUUUACAUCGGAUGUGUCGGUAUCACUGUUCUUGUCUUGUCCAUUCUCUUCAUAGUUGUUCUAGACUUAAUACCUAGGGGGUAA
Messenger RNA from Mytilus trossulus (common blue mussel), 1119 nucleotides. RefSeq lists its product as uncharacterized. The record is from RefSeq and is a predicted model, not a curated record. The transcript is spliced from 5 exons. The coding region runs from base 1 to 1119 and encodes 372 amino acids. Lineage: Eukaryota; Metazoa; Mollusca; Bivalvia; Mytilida; Mytilidae.